This is a messenger RNA of Coturnix japonica (Japanese quail), 506 nucleotides long. Lineage: Eukaryota; Metazoa; Chordata; Aves; Galliformes; Phasianidae. The record is from RefSeq and is a predicted model, not a curated record.
UGGGGUCUAUGGGGUCCCUAUAGGUGGCUGUUCCGGGACGGGCUCCUGCCGGAGCAGCUGUGGGUUGUGGGGUUUGCACGGACCCCGUUAACGGUGCCACAGCUCCGGGAAAUGGUGCUGCCCCAUAUGAAGGUGACCCCGUCGGACACGCCCCUUUUGGAGGACUUCCUGUCUCGUUUGAGUUUCGUUUCCGGUCAAUAUGGCGACCCGGAAGAUUUCCGGAAGUUAGAUGAUCACGUGGUUGCUUUGCCGGGCGGAAGUCGAGCUCAUCGGAUCUUCUAUCUCGCUUUACCUCCAAGUCUCUAUGGCACCGUCAGCACCAACAUCCGGCACCGCUGCAUGGGGGGCGGUUGGACCCGCCUCAUAGUGGAGAAGCCGUUUGGUCGGGACUCGGCGUCGUCGCAGGAGCUGACGGAGCAACUGAGCGCGUUGUUCAGGGAGGAGCAGCUCUAUAGGAUGGACCAUUACCUGGGCAAGGAGAUGGUGCAGAGCCUUAUGGUGCUCAG